AUGUGUGUAAAUGCCUCCCCGUCCAGGUACCUGGCCAAACCAUUUCAGGCAAGACCAAUAGUUACUCAUGACUUAAACGCCCCAACCCAUCCACCCAUCUCAAAGAUCAAACCAUGGGUAGAUGAAAUGAAAGUAUCUCCCAACCUUUAA
Molecule: messenger RNA, 150 nt
Organism: Sclerotinia sclerotiorum 1980 UF-70
Lineage: Eukaryota; Fungi; Ascomycota; Leotiomycetes; Helotiales; Sclerotiniaceae
Exons: 1
Coding region: 1-150 (49 amino acids)
Source: RefSeq, a predicted model, not a curated record